CUAACGUCAGAAUCAGUUGGUGAAAUGUCACGGAAGUAGCGAAAAGUUGAUCAGUUUUGGCCGUUCGCACCAAAAUAAUCGUGUGAAAACCGUGCGUUUCAACCGCGAACGUAUUCUAGUCAACCAUUGGAUUCCCGAGCUCAGGCAUGUACGGCUGUAAAUACUUCAAGGACGAGAAAAUUACCAGGAAAUCAAUGAUCCGAACGUUUCUGAGAAUCUAGCUGAAGGGGUUGAUUUAAAAUUCCUCUAGGAAUGACUGUAACCAUUCCCAGUAUGCCUGCCGUGAGGAAAUACAGAAGGGACACGACUGAAGUCAGUAGCUGCCUCAAGUACAUGAUAUUCGGAUUCAAUGUUCUAUUUUGGUUGUUGGGGCUGUGCAUUCUGACUGUCGGCGUUUGGGCAUGGUCGGAAAAAGAUAUUUUUAAUAAUCUAGGCAAAGUCGCCAAUGUAGCGCUAGAUCCAGCUUUUAUUUUAAUCUGUGUCGGAACCCUUACGUUCAUAAUCGGUUUUACAGGCUGUGUGGGUGCUCUAAGAGAGAAUACAUGUCUGCUGGCUACGUACGCUCUAUUUUUGUCAGUGCUGCUAUUAUUUGAAAUGACCGCUGGAAUAUUGGGCUUCAUAUUUAAAGACUGGCUAAAGGCCCAAGCGACGAUCGGAUUCCAGACGUUCAUAAUCCACUAUAGAGAGGACCCUGAUCAACAGAAUUUGAUUGACUGGAUUCAAGAAGACUGGUUACAGUGCUGCGGCAUUGAGGGCCCUAAAGAUUGGGACCAAAACAACUACUUUAAUUGUUCGUCUAGGGACGUCGGAAGCAGGGAGGCUUGCGGAGUUCCCUUUUCCUGCUGUAAGAGGAAACCGAAUGAGAUUAUUAAAAACAAGCAGUGCGGAUAUGACGUUAGGAAACCCGGAUUCCCAGGUGAGAGGCACAUAUUUGAAAGGGGCUGCCUUCGGGCAGGCGAGGAGUGGAUCGAGAGCAACUUGGUGCCAGUGGCGGCCGUUAAAGUGGGAAUCAUGAUCCUACAGGCUUUUGACGUUGCCAAAAUUAUAAACGAACGGGGCUGCAUCGAGGCCGUAGAAGACUGGACCGAACAAAACAUGAUAUCUUUAGCAUCUUGCGGUUUUGUUGUUUUAUUUUUUCAAAUUUUAGGUAUUUGCUUCGCUCAGAACUUGCGAGCAGACAUUUUCGCGCAGAAGGCCAAAUGGCACUGACAAUUGCGAACUCCCACGGCCGUCUAGUAUACUUUUAUGUACAGGACGGCCUGGGAGCCCGGCACCAUCGAGAGGUUCGACCUGCUGUGAUGUCCGGGAAAUGAGAUAUACCGGGCCGAAUUGCUGUUAAACGUUAUGGGGGCCAUAUUUCAGACAUGUUGCUGGCGGUCCCGCAUUUUAUGUUCCGUUUCGGCAGAUUACACAGUGCCUCCAAUUAUAAACUAUCCAACCGAAAGAAUUUUCCGGGAAAAUUACUGUGAUUUAAGGGGCGUUCCAUCAAAAUAGAGCGAGUAUGAGAAACAGUGUUAAAUCGUGUAAAUAAAAGAAAGUCGCCUAAAAGGGGAUGCUUUAUAUUAUUAUUAAAUUAAUUAUAAGAGAUUGUUUUUACAAUACAUAGUUCGUUCUUGAAGAGGCGCUUUUUUUUUAGGUCAGUUAUUUCAGUGCCACAGUGCGACAUUAAAAAAUUAGUUCUGAACUACACAUAUUUAGAGUCGAAAGAAACAUUAGUAAUAUCGAAAACAACAAUAUAUCUUAAACUAGCAACCCUCUGUAUAUUGAUAUCUAAAAAUGCUCUUCAUACUAUAUCCCAAUUUAAACCUGCUGUUUUUUCUCUUUUCGUCUGGAAAAUUUCUUUCACUGAUCUUGGUUACAACGAGCACGUUUUUCUUUUGGUGGCUAGAUGAAGACAAAUACGUAAUUUAUUUUUUACAACAAGCUAGAAAAAACAAAAUUUACUUUUCUAGCAAUUGGCGAAUCACCUCUUCGUGAACAUAUUCUCGCUCUAAACCCUGCAGAAUACUUCUAACGUCAUCUUCGGAAAGACCGCAAAAUUAUUCGGGUUUUCUCGACCUUCUUGAGCACCUAGACUUCCCGGCAUUGCUCUCCGUCCGACAUUUUGGUGUAAACUGACGUGAACUGAUGCUAAUUAGUUCCAGCUAUGACACAAACAAGACAGUCGGCAGUCUGACAAGCAAACUCACUUUAUCCAUUCUUCACGCCUCAUAUGCUUAGAGGAUGAUAGUUCAGAGAAAAUUCCAUCUUCCUGGAAGUUUUCAGGAUUCAUGAAAAAACUUGAGCUACCUGCUUUUUCUUUUUUUAUUUUUACUUUCACAGUAGAUGUUACACGUUUCCUUCCCUUUUGAUAAACUCCUUUUGCAUUUGAGAUGACAAUGUUUCUUUUGUCACUGUAAAUUUCCGUUUUCAAUGCUCGAUCCCAACUGGUUUUUGCGUGGUGUACUAGUGACGACAAGCGCGUGCCCAAGAAUGUUGUGAUUCCGGGGAGAGCGGUGCCAUUCAUUAACUCCGAACCGAAAAAAACAAAGCAUUCCUCGAAAACGGUAUGUCCGAUCCUAAAAAGUCCUUAAUACAGAAGACGCGCAAGAUUCGAGGAAAUAACCUGAACCUCGAAAAUGUACAGGGUGUCCCAAUUAUGUCUACUGCGGCACUGCCGGCAUUAUUGCCACAAUUUGUGUCUUUCAUUUUGCUCUUACGACCCUGAGAUGUACUGUAGUUAAUUCGCACGUAAGAUAUCCCUUGGAAGGUUCUCAAAGACAACUUUUUAUGCUCUGCAAGAAAUCCCGAAAGCCAUUUUUUCCCAGCUUUAGCUGCGUUAAACGAAAUGUUCAUCGACGUCCUUACUUUUGGUAUUGAAACUGGAGCUGCUAGAUGUUUUUAUGUUUUUAACAUUUAGCUAGAUUGUUGUUUUGAGUGUCGAUUCUGCUUUUCGUAACGACUCUAGGAGAUGAGGUUGGGUUAUUAUUUGUUGAAGAUUGUAAGAGCACCAUACUCAUUUAACAACGAAUCAUAACCAUUCACCAGGCAAUCUUUAUCAAUAUCUUGAAGUAUCCAAUUCAAACGAUACUUAAACACAUGCCAUAUAUGAUGAAAUAAACAGCAGGUCAUAUAACAAACAAAAAAAUUACUUACGCUUCUUGAGGAUCUGCAAAGAAAUCUUUUAUCGUUAUACAUGACCUAAUAUGGAUACCCCAAAUUAUCAAAAAACUACAUACAGCAUUUGCAAAAGCGCGUUUAUUUUGCGACUUUCUUCUACUGGGUGUUUUUAGUACAACGAGGAAACAGAUUGAUAUCUUCGAAAGUGAGCUGUAUGUUUCCCGUUUCUCACCAGCAUUGAAGAGUUAUUUUAAUUCCCCAUAAUUCUGUUGUGAUAUGUUGGACGCACUGUGUAUAAAAGGGGAGUAGCCUUGCCACAAAAGCAAUCGAACCAAGCUUGGACCCUUGAACAUGACACAGUUUGAAUCGCUGAAACGGGUCGACGUUUAAUUAUUAAAAUUUGUACUGGCGGCUGCCUUUUUGUAAUUGUACCGCCAUUAAAAUAUGUGUGUAAAAAUUGUUUCCGAUUUUGAUGAUCACUACCUUAUUGUGCUUUGGAUCUCCGAUAUUGUGAUCAGGAAAACUUUUGUAAAUAAAGCUAAAAUAUUAAGAUUGCGCAACAUUCCGACAGUUCAAACUUCAUGUCGAUUACUCUUAACUAUUAGAUAAGGAAUCUUAGACAGAUUCUUAACGAAUCAUAUCAUGAAAUCCUUGCUCUGGAUCGCAAACUCUUGCGGAACAAGUUUUGAAUCUCACGUUUGUUACAGAUCGCCUUUCAUUUUUGUUCGAAAGGGAUUUGUGCAUCAAACACGUUUUAUUGUUAGAUAUUUUUCUGUGAUGAAUAUCGUUUGUUAAUUUUGAAACAAACUUUGCAUCGUUCGAACUAGCCUUUCGUUAUGUUACGGCGAUGAGUCUCAGUUUUAUGUGAUAUUUAUGGGCAAACUCUUUUUUUUAUAUAUAGCGUGGUGAUCUUGGCGUGCGACAUAUGGGAUUUUUUUUACUAAGUGCCCAACUUAAAUUGCCAAAAGUUGGUGCGUGUUCCGAAAUCAUAUUGUCCAAGAGUAAAGUACCCUUAUUUCAGAAAAUUUAGCAAAAUGUUAUUAGGUUGUUUUGAACUUUUAUCAGGACGACAAGGUUUUUUGUUCGAAAAAUAUUAAUAUUUUUUUUCAAUAAUUUGAAAUAUUUAAAAUAAGUAUAUUAAAAAAACUUUUUUUUAAUCUUAAUAGGCCCUGUUUUAAUGUAAAGUAAGAAUUUUGACCUGGUAAAACAACUUUUCCUAAUAACAUUUUACUCAAUUAUUUGAAAUAAGGAUACUUUACACUUAUGCGGCUUUGUCCUGCUGAUUGACUUGUAAAUUUUUUAUGUACGCCUAAUUUGAUUACUUAACACGGCAGUAUUAGUAUUUUAGUUGUGCAGUUUAAUAAAAGAAAUCCCGUAUGUUGCGCACUAAAAGGGUCACAGUGAAGAGAUAUCGGUAUAUUGUUUAAGUUAAUUAUUUCUCUGCUCACUACUGAAACCAUUUAAUGUUUUACUAAGUUUUUAUUUUUAAUUUUCGCGUUUUUGUAAUCCAACUAAUGUUGAGAAAGUAUUGUAGUUCUUUGUAUACUUGUAUAAUAAAUUAUAGU
This is a messenger RNA of Cylas formicarius (sweet potato weevil), 4664 nucleotides long. RefSeq names its product tetraspanin-5. Gene Ontology annotation, cellular component: membrane. The record is from RefSeq and is a predicted model, not a curated record. NCBI's taxonomy places the organism in Eukaryota, Metazoa, Arthropoda, Insecta, Coleoptera, Brentidae. The transcript is spliced from 10 exons. Bases 253 to 1209 code for a protein of 318 amino acids. Gene Ontology annotation, biological process: protein maturation; protein localization to plasma membrane.